AGAUCUGGCUAAUUUUUCGCAGACAAUCCAGUCUCGUUUAUUUAUUAUUCCCAGUAAUUGCGUUACCGCGUCGAACAGCUCGUUUAACUGAAUACUCGAGAUGGCUGCGAUCGCCAGUUCUCUGAUCCGACAAAAACGCCAGGCGCGGGAAUCCAACAGCGAUCGGGUAUCUGCCUCCAAACGCCGCCCCAGUCCCAGCAAAGACCCCCGCUCUCUCUGCAAGCGACAUUUCCUGGGGGUCUUCAGUAAAGUCCGCUUCUGCAGCGGCAAGAAAAGACCUGUUCGCCGGAGACCAGAUGCACCCUCGAAACCUCCACAGGUGUCCCGUAAGGGCGUCAGGCUAGAGCCGCAGCUGAAAGGCAUUGUGACACGACUGUUCAGCCAGCAGGAUUUUUACCUGCAGAUGCAGCCAGAUGGAACCAUCGAUGGCAUCAAGGAUGAGAACAGCGACUACACUCUUUUCAAUCUCAUCCCUGUCGGCUUAAGGGUGGUGGCCAUUCAGGGAGUUAAAGCAGGUUUCUACAUCGGCAUGAAUGCAGAGGGCUUCCUCUACAGCUCAGAGAUGUUCACACCUGAAUGUAAAUUCAAGGAGUCCGUGUUUGAGAACUACUACGUUAUCUACUCAUCCACCAUGUACCGUCAACAGGAGUCGGGUCGAGCCUGGUUCCUGGGCCUCACCAAGGAGGGUCAGGUCAUGAAAGGCAACCGUGUGAAGAAAACCAAACCCUCUUCACACUUUGUACCAAGACCCAUUGAAGUUUGCAUGUACAGAGAGCCUUCACUGCAUGAGAUUGAAGAGAAGCAACGCUCCAGGAAAAGCUCAGGAACCCCAACAAUGAACAGAGGCAAAGUGGUCAACCAGGACUCCACAUAGCAGGGCCCAAACGCAGGAGGCUACUGCAAAAGAGUAACCCCUUCCUCUUGCCCUCACACCUCCAACCACGGGAAUAGUACAAUAUGCUACAAUAAGAUGACAAACUGAACUCUUGCCGGAGAAAACUUUUAGAAGAACACAGGGGGGAAAGAGAAAUAAGAGAAAUAAAUGUUACCGUUCCAACCAGGAGCUGAACUCACAUUUUAUGCAAAAAAUAGUUC
Messenger RNA from Sinocyclocheilus anshuiensis, 1095 nucleotides. It is a transcript of the gene fgf12a, whose product is annotated as fibroblast growth factor 12a. NCBI's taxonomy places the organism in Eukaryota, Metazoa, Chordata, Actinopteri, Cypriniformes, Cyprinidae. Gene Ontology annotation, molecular function: growth factor activity. The transcript has 6 exons. The record is from RefSeq and is a predicted model, not a curated record. The coding region runs from base 101 to 874 and encodes 257 amino acids.